AUGCCAGUCUGGGAUGACAACAAAGAGGUCUACUGCCCACUCCUUAUCUACCCCGUCCAUUUACACACACACACACUCACUCAAAGGUGCUUACACAUACACACUCAGAAGUGCUUACACACUCACAGGCGCUUAUUCACACACACUCGGAGGUGCACACACACGCUUAGGCAUGUAAACACAUACAGACUCAGAGGCACUUACACUCAGAGGCUCUCACACACACUCAGAUGCACUCACACACACACUCUGGUGCUCACACACUUAGAGGUGCUUACACACACACUCAGAGGCAGUCACACACACACCCAGAGGCACUCACACACACACUCAGAGGCGCUCACACACACACCCAGAGGCACUCACACACGCUCAGAGGCGCUCGCACACACGCUCAGAGGCGCUCACACACACGCUCAAAGGCACUCACACACACUCAGAGGCAGUCACACACACACUCAGAGGUGUUCACACACACUCAGAGGCGCUCACACACACACUCAGAGGCGCUCACACACACACCCAGAGGCACUCACACACGCUCAGAGGCAGUCACACACACACUCAGAGGCAGUCACACACACACUCAGAGGUGUUCGCACACACUCAGAGGCAGUCACAACACAGAAGGGCUCACACACACACUCAAAGGUGCUCACACACACACUCAGAGGCGCACACACACACUCAGAGGCACUCACACACACACUCAGAGGCGCUCACACACACACCCAGAGUCACUCACACACGCUCAGAGGCAGUCACACACACACUCAGAGGCACUCACACACACACUCAGAGGUGUUCGCACACACUCAGAGGCAGUCACAACACAGAAGGGCUCACACACACACUCAAAGGUGCUCACACACACACUCAGAGGCGCACACACACACUCAGAGGCGCACACACACACUCGGAGGCACUUGCACACACACACUCGGAGGCACUUGCACACACACACUCAGAGGCACUCACACACACUCAGAGGUGCUCACACACACUCAGAGGCAGUCACACACACACUCAGAGGUGCUCAAACACACUCAGGGACACUCACACACACUCAGAGGUGCUCAAACACACUCAGGGACACUCACACACAAUCAGAGGUGCUCAAACACACUCAGAGGCGCUCAUGCACACAGGGGCGCUCAAACACACUCAGAGGCGCUCACACACACUCAGAGGUGCACACACACUUAGAGGCACUCACACACACACUCAGAGGCACACACACUGAAAGGCGCUCAAACACACACUCAGAGGCGCACACACACACUCGGAGGCACUCACACACAUACACACUCAGAGGCGCGCACACACACAGAGGCACUCACACACUCAGAGGCUUACACACACCCAGAGGCACUUGCACACACACAUACACUCAGAGGUGCUCACACACACACUCAGAGGCACACACACACAUUCAGAGGCACUCACACACACACACUCAGAGGCGUGCACACACACUGAGGCACUCACACACUCAGAGGCUUACACACACCCAGAGGCACUUGCACAUACACAUACACUCAGAGGCGCUCAUGCACACACUCAGAGGUGCAUGCACACUUAGAGGCACUCAUACACACACACAGAGGUGCACACACUCAAAGGCGCUCACACACAUACUCAGAGGCGCGCACACACGCAGAGGCACACACACUCAGAGGCUUACACACACCCAGAGGCAUUUGCACACACACAUACACUCAGAGGCGCUCACACACACUCAGAGGCACUCACACACAUGUGCACACUCACAGGUGCACGCCUGUCUGCUGCUGGAGACAAGAAUGUGUAGUGGCCACCCUCCAUCAGGCUGCCUGUGUGUGAUGCUUGGCCCUGGGAGCCUCACCUGCAGUCCAGCCCCCCAGGCUUCCACGUGUGUCCCUUCACAGCACACACAGCACACGGAGGAAGAUUCCAGUGUCCUUUGAGGAAAAACGUUGUUGUCACUGCACAGUGGCCCCUCCCUCUCCUAAACCUCCAAGUGUGGGAACUGCCUCCUGCAGGGGUAGAGCAGAGAUUGCACAGCUGGUGACACCUGGGGGCUUCCAGGAGUCAAAGUCCUGUGGAGGUGAGGCCCAGAGAGGUCAGGUGUUCGCCUCGGCGUCACAUCCAUGCUGGAACCAGAACUUUGGCUCCUGACCUCCAGGGCCCAUGGCCCUUUCCAUCGGACACAGCAUGAUGCCUGCCACAGGACCAGGGUUCCUCCUUGACUGCCACCUCGCUUGGUUCUCAUUCAACUGCCUGGAGGAAGACAGAGGAGUGUAUGGAAGCCAGCAAACCAGGGGGCCCACCCAGGGUCACACGGCAACAAAGGACAGAGUCAGGUCAAAAGGUACCAGCUGUUGUGUUGUCACCGGGGCAGUGGUGGCCGCAUGUCCCCCAGGGGGCCGAGGCUGGGUGUGCCCAGGCACACCUUGCUGGCACUGGCACAUCCAUUCCAGGAGAGAGACAGCAAGAAGGCCAGGUGUGUGUGCGGUGUGUCACCAGGGACAAGGCGGGUGGGAGUGGGGCUGGGGGAAAGGGUGAGGGCAGAAAUGAAAGCAGGUGCCCUGACCUAACUGACCCCACGGGGCGUCACUCCCUGCUGGCUUCUGUAGGAUGCACCAGGUCCCGAUUACAUUUAUUUGCCUCCUAUCUUCCUUCCCAAAAGGAUGCCUGCAGUGCAGUAAGGUAAGGUAUGCUGUAAGAAGGAAAACCAGAACCAACAGGAAAACACAGGAAGGGGGCUGGGAGUGAGGCUGGUGCUCAAAAAGCGGGCGGCAAGUCCCACGCCCCUGCCAGGCCUGGGGCACGCGGUUUGCUCUUGAGGUUUGUCCAGGAGCCAGCAUACGGACAAGCAUGAUUCUACAGAAAUUAGAGCUCAGUCACGCUGACUACACACGAGGCUCUUUGCAUGUCAUUUAUUGUCAUAACAACCGUCAGGGAGGCAAUACUGCUAUUUUACAAAGCACCUUAGGUUGAGGGACGCCAAGAACUUAACUGAGGUCCUCACAUGGCCACUUAGAGGUGGAGGAGGUGAAAAGCCAGAUCCUGAGAGCCCCAACUGUUAGUCAUCAUCUUUACAAGGUCCGUAUGCUGAGGACAGGGAUGCCAAGAGCACUGUAGCGGGUAAGGAGAAACAGCUGUGGCAAACACAGCAGUUUGCAGCUCCUGGGAUGGGCCUGUUGCGGGAUGAAGUACUUCACCUCCUUUGCCACACCGUAUAGGAUUGGGAGGAGGAAGGGAGAGAGAUCUGACAGAGAAAAGAGUGUGGAUUUUGGUGUCAGCCACGCCUGGAUCAAACUUUGGCCUGACCCUCACCAGCUGUGCCCCUUGGGCAGUUUAUCAGUCUAUCUGGAGAGGUACAGCCAGAAUGCUCCUUAAAAGGGAGGACAGUGAGACUUUGUCUCACAUACUUUGGACAUGUUGUUAGGAGAGACCAGUCCCUGAAGCAGGACGUUAUGCUUGGUAAAGCAGAGGGUCAGCAAAAAAGGGGAAGACCCUCAACAACAUGGAUUGACACAGUGGCCGCAACAAUGGGCUCAAGCAUAACAACGAUUGUCAGGAUGGUGCAGGACCGGGCGGUGUUUCAUUCUGUUGUACAUGGGGUCGCUAUGACUCGGAACCAAGCCAACAGCACCUAACGACAACAACGACAUCCAGACUCAGUUUCCUCCAUCGUGAAAGUGAGAGCAGAGCUGGCAAAGGACUAAGUGACAGGUAUGUGGAGCAGCUAGUAUGUAGCCGAGCACCCACUCCACAGGUCUCAUCAUGUCAUCCAGGGGUGACCUUGUGGUCUGAGAAAUAAGUGAACUGACCUAGAGUCCCUUGGGGACUCACAGUCUGUGCCUUUUUAGCUGGUGUCGAAACCACAGGGAAGGGAUUUGGGUCAAAAGGCAGGUUUUUCAGGCCUGGUGAAAUCUAACUCUAAAGAAACAAAAUCAAGGAGAAGAAACACAGGGCAGGGAGACAGAAGAAAAGGAAAAAAAGGGAAGCGAAGAGAGAAAAGGCAGGUGGGGGCGGGGAGGAAAAAAGGAAAUACUGGUUUGCAGCUGAAGGUCUGAAGUAUCUGUUUCUUCCAGUGUUACAUAAAAGGCGAUAUUUUUUUAGGGAUCCAGAGACACUGGCCAGCAUAAUUGCUGGAAAGCAGCAUUGGAACAAACAUUCUAAGUCCCACUGAUUCUCAAUUAGCCAAGGAGUGACCACGGCCUUCGCCAGUGUUCACUGAGGACUUCAGAGUGCGAAAGCACUGAGGGUGCAGAGGUGAACGAGGCCUUCUCGCCUGGGCUGAGCGGCCGGGAGAACACCGCAUCCCUGCGCCAGGCGAGUCGGAGCUCAGAGGGGAGAGCCACUUUUUGUGGGUGGUGUUCAGGGCCUUUCUUCUCUUCCUGGAUCCCUGUUGCCAGACCACAGUGAAUACAGAGCUCCAUGGCAAGUGUGACGAGGCUUGGGACUGCCUGCCAUGGGGCAAGGGCACCCAGUAGACGUAUCACAACUGGAGGUCAAAAAAAAAAAGACCCCUCACUGAAGCGUUAUGGACUGAAUUAUGUCCCCCUUUAAGAAAGAGAAAACUUCUCUUUCUUUUUAAGGGGUUGAGCCCUGGUGGUAUAGUGGUUAAGAGCUCGGCUGCUAACCAAAAGGCUGGCAGUUCAAAUCCACGAGCCACUCCUUGGAAACACUAUGGGGCAGUUCUACUCUGUCCUAUAGGGUCACUAUGAGUUGGAACUGACUUGACAGCACCUAACAACAGCAACAACAAGGGGUUCAGGGGAACCCUGGUGGCAUAGUGGUUAAAUGCUACAGCUGCUAAACAAAAUGUCGACAGUUCGAAUCUACCAGGCGCUCCUUGGAAACUAUGGGGCAGUUCUACUCUGUCCUAUAGGGCCGCUACGAGUUGGAAUCGACUUGAUGGCAAAGGGUUUGGUUUUGGUAAGGGGUUGAAGUCUUACCCCUAUACAUAUGAACCUGACCUUGUUUGGAAAUAGGGUCUUUCUUUGAAGGUGUUGUCAGUUAAAUCCGGAGGUCCUACAGGAGUAGGGUGGGUCCUAAUCCCCUCUGAGUGACGUCCUAAAAGGGGAAAACAGACCCUGAGGCAGAGACACGAAGAGGGCAGACAAGAAGAUGUAUCCACAAGCCAAGGAAAACCAAGAAACGCCUGGGGCUACCAGAAGAGACAAGGAGGGCUCUUCUCCUAGAUCCACUAAAGAUAGUAGAGCUAUGAAUUCUGAUACCUAGCCUCCAGAGCUGUGAGACAAUAAAUUCCUGCUCUUCAGAGUCACCGCUUUAUGGCAUUUUGAAAUGGCAAGCCAGAGAAGACUAAGACGUGUGUCUGUAAUCCGCCUAUAAAAACAGUCAGAAAUAAACACCCUCCCCUUCUGCACAUCUUCUCAGGUUGCACGUUGUCUUCCAGCACCAUCUGGAAGCACAGCGGAUUCAAGUGUGCGCUCAGCUGUUGGGGGGCCUGGGUUUGUAGCCCGGCCAUGAGUGACUACCACUUGUACAGUCUUCCUGUGUAAAUCAGGGAUGGUGAUAGCAUCCACGCAGAGGGCUGCAUGAGGAUCAAGUCAGCUGACCCACACGCAUGUUAGAACACGGCUGUACUUUUUUUACCCGCUGUUAUUCCUCUUCUCCCUUCAAGCUAACCUUGAAAAUCAUUUUAACCAGGUGCCACCCAGAGAAAAGGGUAGAAGGCAGGCACUAUGUUUCCUCCCACCUUAAAUGCAACUCCGACCAUUUGUUUCCUGCAGAAAUGGGGAUGGAGGAGAUAAGAUUACAACACGUGGCUCUUCUGGCUGUUCCGCAAAAAGGGCCCAGUGUGUUGGACUCUGGAAUGCAUCUCCCAGAUCCCCCUUCAGGGAUGAAGGACUAUCCCCCACUGCUGGCAAUGCUGAUGGAAGAUGGGCCUCCCCUAUCAGUCCCCCGCCCAAGGUCCCACCCCAUCCCCAGGAAAGCCCACAUCCAAUGAAUGCUUGACUGCGGCCCUUCACCCAACUCAGGACACCUGUGAAGGAGAGGCUAAGGCUCAACCUCUCCCCCGACCAGCCCUGCUUCCUUCCCUUCCCCAGCGCUGAUCCCAAGUGCAUACUCAUCUUCAUCUCUGAGUCUGCUGAGCCAAGAGCCCAACCUGGGACACUUGGUAGGAAAGUAGUUGAAGCUAGUGGCUUCUUGUAGCUUCGAGAAGUUUUGAGAUUAUUUUACAUUUUUGCUUAUGUGAGUCCUGAAGCCACCCGCCAUUUUCAGUAUCCAAGUAUUAUAAUGAUAGCUUCUCAGGGAGUGGACUAGGUGGGCUUUGGUGGGCAUUUAAACACCCCAUAUCUCCCCCAACUCUGAAAUUCUCCUCCCCACUCCCCGUGCUGUCAGGGAGAGAGAGGGCAACCUGCAGGCAGAACGCACGGGGGCCCCGCCUCAUCAAUGGCACUGGAGAUGUCACAAUUUAAUUUAGCCACGUCUAGGCUCCCUCUCAGGGAAAGUGGUGGUUCACUGGUAGAAUUCUUGCCCUCCCUAUGGGAGACCAACGCACCUCAUGCACAGACACCACCCUGCUGUCACUGGAGGCUUUUGUGUUGCUCUGAUGCUGAACAGCUUUCAGCAGAGCUUCCAGAUGAAGAGAGACUAGGAAGAGAGGCCUGGAGAUCUACUUCCAAAAAUCAGCCAGUGGAAACCCUAAUAGGUCACAACGGUCCAAUCCAUAACUGAUCAUGGGGAUGGUGCUGGACCAGGCAGCGUUCCGUUCCUUUGUGCAUGGGGUCACCAUGAGUUGAGGGCUAGCGUGAUGUGCACUAACAACAGCGGGCUCCCUCGGAUUUGAGAGUUUUCUAAAGAUGAUGCGUUUGGUGCGAUCUGUCAAACACCUCGCUCCCUGCUCUCUGUAGAUGCCACCAGCCAUUUUGGAGCUGUGCGAGAAAUGUUCCAUUUGGUGGAGGAAAUACCUGUGUUUCUUUGGGACCUAUAACAAAAUCCUUGGGGCUGCCAACAGGUCUCUCCUGUUCACAUCCCGGAGGCUCCCAGAUCUCUGUCCAGGGUUCAGGGUGCUGGGUGAUGGGAAAAAUAACUGACCUGCCACAUUUACACAGAUGAGACCUCAUGAGAUCAGAGGAAAAUCCGAGGUUCCAUGAAUGCGGCUGGAAUGAUGCAGAAUGGGGCUUGGGCACCCCCUCCUUGACACUCAGUCCAAGAUUCUUUCCUCCCCAGCACCUCUGCCCCUGCCUCCACCAAGGGGUGCUGGGGGUGUAAUCAGGCUUCACCUCCCUUAAUUAACCAGUCGCCUUUGAAUCAACUCAGAUCUCAUGGAGUCUCCGACUCAUGGAGACCCCGACUCUGUGUGGGUCACGGGAGACCCGUGCCGACCCGCGGAGACUCCGACUCUGUGUGAGUCACGGGAGACCCGUGCCGACCCGCGGAGACUCCGACUGUGUGGGUCACGGGAGACCCGUGCCGACCCGCGGAGACUCCGACUGUGCGGGUCACGGGAGACCCGUGCCGACCCGCGGAGACUCCGACUCUGUGUGGGUCACGGGAGACCCGUGCCGACCCGCGGAGACUCCGACUGUGCGGGUCACGGGAGACCCGUGCCGACCCGCGGAGACUCCGACUGUGCGGGUCACGGGAGACCCGUGCCGACCCGCGGAGACCCCGACUCUGUGUGGGUCACGGGAGACCCGUGCCGACCCGCGGAGACUCCGACUGUGCGGGUCACGGGAGACCCGUGCCGACCCGCGGAGACUCCGACUGUGCGGGUCACGGGAGACCCGUGCCGACCCGCGGAGACUCCGACUGUGCGGGUCACGG
Molecule: messenger RNA, 7785 nt
Organism: Loxodonta africana (African savanna elephant)
Lineage: Eukaryota; Metazoa; Chordata; Mammalia; Proboscidea; Elephantidae
Product: filaggrin-2-like
Exons: 3
Coding region: 1-1206 (401 amino acids)
Source: RefSeq, a predicted model, not a curated record